AUGUCCAGUGAAUUUUCUGCUGCUCUAUCAUUGAGAAGCUGGCUCUCAAAACACGGAGGAGGCUUCAACACUCGAGUCCGUUUCAGUGAAGCCACGUCUGGAUCUCGCGUCGUUGCCUCGGAAGACAUACCAGAGGACACGGAAAUUGUUUCCUGUCCCUUCGACUUGGCUAUAACCCGCCAACAUGCUCAGCUGGCUCUGGGAAACUUUUUGGACACAUCGGAGAUCAUCUCCAGCACACACUGGUCCGAACGCCAAUGGAUCAGCACGUAUAUCAUAUUUCAUUGGAUAAUAUGCGAUGAGAGUCAACCAAACUUGAAGAUACUGGCUCACUAUCCUUAUCUAAAAACACUGCCGUCUUCCGAAAAACUUUUGACGCCAUUACACUUUACUUCGGAAGAAAUACAACUAUUCAAAGGAACCAACUUAUAUGGCGCGACGCUUGAUCGCGAACGCGACUGGCGAACUGAGUGGGCCGACUGUCUAGACAGGGUCUCGCAAGCCAAUCAAGAUUGGGGCAAGUCCUUUACAUGGUCGGCUACAUUUUCCGAGUCUACAGCUUAUCACAGUUUAUCUUUUUUUUACGAUAGGGAGCGAUACUUGACGGCUGCAACAUACCUAUCCUCCCGGGCCUUUCCGUCGUCUUUGUUAUCGCCGACGCCAUCGCUAAAACAUUCACCUCUAACGGAACCGGUGUUGCUUCCUGGAAUAGAUUCGUUGAACCACGCACGUGGACAGCCUGUUUCGUGGGUUGUCCGGUACCCCAACAAUGUUCCUCCCGAUUCGUCCUUGCAAGAACCAAAGAUAUCUCUGAUUCUCCACACACCUGCUACUGGGGGGAAUGAACUUUUUAACAACUACGGACCAAAACCCAACUCGGAACUCAUCCUUGGAUACGGCUUCUCGCUCCCGCAGAACCCGGACGAUACGAUCCUUCUCAAGAUAGGUGGUAUUGAAGGACAUAAGUGGGAGAUUGGCAGGAAUACGAUUGGCGCUGAAAGUCUAUGGAAAGAGAUCCUCGGAUCAUUCAUUGACGAUCCUGCAUCUGAGCCAGAUUAUGAGGAUGUUUUGGACGCGUCUAGCAUGCUACUAGAAAUGGUUCAAGCUCUCCUAGAUCGUCUUCCAGUAGAAGCCAUUCAAAAUUCUGCAUUGAUUCGGCCCGAAGUAUCUACUAUGUUUCGUGACUACGUGGAAGGUCAGCGCGACAUAUUGACCUCUUUGGUUACUUUUGCAAAAAAUCAAGAAGAUCGAGCAAUCCAGUUGGCUCGUGACGCGGGGGUUGAAAUAGUGUUUGAAGACGACUGA
This is a messenger RNA of Laccaria bicolor S238N-H82, 1305 nucleotides long. RefSeq names its product SET domain protein. The coding region runs from base 1 to 1305 and encodes 434 amino acids. Gene Ontology annotation, cellular component: nucleus. The record is from RefSeq and is a predicted model, not a curated record. NCBI's taxonomy places the organism in Eukaryota, Fungi, Basidiomycota, Agaricomycetes, Agaricales, Hydnangiaceae. The transcript has 4 exons. Gene Ontology annotation, molecular function: protein-lysine N-methyltransferase activity. Gene Ontology annotation, biological process: peptidyl-lysine monomethylation.